Molecule: messenger RNA, 794 nt
Organism: Anopheles darlingi
Lineage: Eukaryota; Metazoa; Arthropoda; Insecta; Diptera; Culicidae
Product: glutathione S-transferase 1-like
Exons: 2
Coding region: 50-709 (219 amino acids)
Biological process (GO): glutathione metabolic process
Molecular function (GO): glutathione transferase activity
Source: RefSeq, a predicted model, not a curated record
CUCGACAUUCAAGUCAAAGUAUCUAAGUUUCGUGUAAAAAAGUGCAACGAUGGCUCCGCUAGUGCUGUACCAUUUUCCUGGUUCGCCACCGUCAAGGUCUGCGCUGCUGGUUUUGCGCAAUUUGGAUCUGGACGUUGAGGUUAAAAUAGUGAAUCUGUUCGCUGGUGAGCAUAUGGCCGAAGAAUAUCUGGCCAUUAACCCGGAGCAUACCGUUCCGACACUAGUGGAUGAGGACUACGUGCUGUGGGAAUCGAAAGCGAUUGCGACCUAUCUGACCGAGCAGUAUAAACCCGGCUGUAGCCUGUAUCCAAAUGAUCCGAAGAAACGUGGUCUCAUCCUGCAUCGCUUGUUCUUCGACUCUGGGAUGCUGUUUCCGGCGUUGCGCCAAAUACUGGCCCCCGUACUCCGUGAUGGUGCCACUGUUAUCUCGCAGGAGCAGAAGGACACGAUGCACAAAGCGUUGGAGCGCAUGGAGUCUUACCUGCAGCAGGGCAACGAAUGGAUUGCCGGUGACGACUGCUCUCUAGCGGAUCUAUGCGCAUUGGCCACCAUUACAACGGUUCAUCAUCUCGGCGUUAAUUUCGGGGAUUUUCCCAAUAUACAGGCAUGGUACGACCGGUGCCAUGAACUACCAGGCUUUGCGGAGAAUGAAGAAGGUGCCUCGGUAAUUGCCAACGCAGUGAAAUCUAAGCUUGAAGAACCAUAUUGAGAAGUGCUCUGGUAGGAGAUGGUGUUCUGUAACAGUUGAUUAAAAAAAGUAGAACAAGUGCUGACACGAAAACGCACUUCAUCGC